GUGCCCGGACAGCUUCUCCACCGCAGCUGAGAGCUCUCCAGGAGGGAGAGGAGAGCGUCAGACAACGGAGACAGGCCAGCCCCCUCGGUUUGACCGGGAGCACGGAUCCAUGUGCAACAUCACCCGGACACAUUUCACCAGCAUCCACGUGUGUGUGUGUGUGUGUGUGAGGAUGCACUGUGCAGCGCUUGGUUUGCGUUUUGCUUUUUUUCUCGUGCAGACGGGGGGAUAGUUGGAUGCGUUAAAGUUCGUAUCUAUGCAGCGCUAUGGAUGCGUGCGUGCGUAUGUGUGCGGGGCUGCGCGCUGCGGAACCACAGGAUGUGUGAGUGUGCUCGGCUGGCUCUUCCUCUGGCAUCUGUUGGCUUUGUGGUGAGAAGAUGCGGUGCUGCGCCCAGCUGAUCAGAUGAUUUAACAAAGACUCUCAGGGUACAAAGCUUCUCUGGAGGUAGGACCUGUUUUGUAGGCCUGUUCCUGCCACCCAGCAGCCAUGGACCCCUUCCCAGAGUACUCUCAAUUCCUGAUCCGGAUCCUGGAGGAGCUGGACACCAAGCACAACACCAUGUCCUACCAGGACCUGUGUAAGUCCCUGUGCGCCCGCUUUGACCUGGUGCACCUGGCCAAGCUCCGCAACCUGCUCUUCUACACGGCCUGUCUGGAUCCUGCGUUCCCAGCCACACUCUUCAAGGACAAGAUGCGCUGCUCUGUAGAGGACCCGCAAUCCAAGAAGCUCAUGGUGGCUGCAGAUAUCGUCACCAUGUUCAACUUGAUCCAAAUGAAUGGAGGCAUAGCAAAGGACAAUCUCCCUGUAGUGCACAGGCCCAAGUUCCACAAGAACAAGUCGGUAGAGGUGUGCAGCUCUGACAAUGAUGCGUAUAAGUAUCAGGACUGUGACAGAGGGGCUGGUUACCAGCACAUGGAUCCCCCCAGGGAUGGACACCACCACCACCACCACCACCAUCAUCACCAUAGUUCCCCUCAGCCGCACCCUGUGGAUCAUACUGCCUCUCCCUGCCCUAAGCGAUCGGAGUGCAAUAACUGCCAGCCGUUUAUUCCCACCUCAGACCCCAACUUCCUUCUUGGGGUCAGCAAGGACCUGAAAUGUAGAGCAGCCUCUCUGGACAAACUUCACCAUUUGCCCCAGUAUCCCAGCAGCAGUCCGCCCUCUCCACCAUGCGAAAUGCAGAGGACCUACUUUCCCAUGGAUAUCGACAGCGAGUCCACCACCGACCAGGAGUCUUUGCAGCACAUUCACCAUCCAGAGCCUGUCACUGUUCACUCCUGCAUCCAGAAGAGGAAUAUCUUUAAACAGGACUUCCACAACUUCAUGACCUUCUCACCAAAGGUCAUCACCACUGAGAGCAAACAGGGCAGUAAGGCUGCUGAUGGCUACCACAGGAGGGAGCUGCACAAGCCUGCCACUUUCUUCAACCACAGCUUUGAACUGCCUUACAGCAACCCCUAUUUCGAGCCCACACUCAACUCCCCUCUCCAGGACCGACAGAGGGUGAAGCACGAGAGCCUGGACGACCUACAGGCGUCCACGUACUUUGGUCCGACCACAAACUCUGAGUUCGUCAGCAGCAGGAAGCACAGUAACAAAGCAGGAAAGCAGCCGGCGUGGCCAGUGAAGAGCCUUAGUCUCAAUACAGAAGAGGGGCCUCCAGACUUUGAGAGGUCGUUUCUGAACAGCAAACCACUCAAAGACAACCACCAUCGCACUAUCAGCAUCAUCGGCUCAGACAAUGAGCAACAUUUUCAGACCCUGAAGGUAAAUGUGGUAUCUUCCCCUUCUGCUUUUGCAAAUAAAAUAAAUGGAAUAAAAAACAAAGAUGUAACACUGAUAGCAAGCGGGCCAGUGGGUAUGGACAAAAGAGAGGCAACCAAAAGAUUUAGGAACAAAAAUAUGAAUAGUCCAUCCUUUCAGGGAGGGGACAGCUCCUCUAGUAUUGGGACUCAAACUGAGCAAGCUGAGCAGAAGAAGGUGAAGGAACACCCAGUUAAAUACAGCGACAGAGAGAGACGAGCCUUCAAACACUCUGAUGAGGACUCCGAGAUCGUUAGUGACGACAUAAGUGACAUUUUUCGUUUUCUGGAUGACAUGAGUGUUUGUGACUCUCUGGGAGUUGUACAGUCUUCAUGCUACAACAGCACUGGGUCUCUUUCUCAGGUAACACUGAAGUCGGAAGGUGACAGCUCCCCUGAGCGCAACACGGUCAAACUAGCCAAGUCCAAGCUGGAUCGCCUCUUCAAUUCACUGGAAAACACAGACGAUGAACUUAAGUCGAGUGUGUGCAAAUUGGUGAUGAGGAUUGGUGAGAUUGAGAAGAAGCUGGAGUCUCUGUCGGGGGUCCGCAGUGAGAUCUCCCAGGUCCUCUCCAAGCUCAACAAGCUGGACGAGAAGAUCCAGGAGCCCGAGGCUAAUGGAAGGCACAGGGAGACGGUGUCUGCAUCUGGGUGUAAUGCCAUCCCUGACAAGUCUCACCCAUGCACACAACAACAUCUCGACGCCACUCUCUCACCUCGCACUUUCCAGUGCCACACCACCGGCCACAAUAUCAAAGUGGACAAUGGCCCCCUGGGGGAGUGGUGCUGCUCGGAUGGGAGUAACAGUGGCAGCCUCAGGGUGAAAGCUCUGAAGAAGAGUAUGCUCACCAGGAGGUCAUCCCGCUCACUCAAUGAGGAGAACAGUGCCACUGAGUCAAAGGUUGCCAGCAUCACUAACUCUCCACGGGACUGGAGGACAGUGUCCUAUUCCUGCCACCCUGGAGACGAGAGCAAGGACAAAGAUAGAGAUGGCAAGGACAGACACCGGAAAGCCAAAGAGGCAGAGCGAGAGCGUCAAUAUGAGCUUCCCCAGGCCCACCUGACCCCCAAAGCCCACCCGGCCCUGAUCGAACAGGUUUUCUCUCCGCACCCCUUCACCCCCUCCAUCAAGGCCCAUGUGAAAGGCAGUCACCUCUACACUGACCUGAGGCUCACCAGCCUGUCAGAUGCCAAGCGCGGGCAGCCAUCCUGGACCAUCGAGGAGUAUAAACGCAACUCAGGAGAGAAAGGGAAGCAGUUCACAGCCCUGGACGUGCAGACGCAGGAGUCCCUAAACCCAAACAACGUGGAGUACUGGAUGGAGGACAUCUACACACCAGGCUAUGACUCACUGCUCAAGAGAAAAGAGGCAGCGUUCAGGAGGGCUAAGGUGUGUAAGAUCAGCGCACUGAUCGCUGCCGCUACCUGCACCGUGAUCCUGGUGAUCGUUGUUCCAAUUUGCACCAUGAAAUCAUGAGAGCGCUGAGAUGGAGGACACACUUUUACUGAUUUCCUGGUCUGUUUGUGGACUAGGUAAUUGUGCAGCAGAUUUACCAACAACAUGAACAUGUUGGGAAUUGUCUACUUUAUGUUUUCUUGCUUUUCCUACAGCAUUUAGUUCUGGUGGUAUUUUUUGCCAAUAUAAAAAUGGUUAGGGCAGAUAUUUUACCAUAGAAUGAAUUCAGCAAGUGCAUAAUAUAUUAAUAUAUAUGUUGUAGUCUAUUGUAUUGUCAUACUGUGUGGACAGUUGGAAGCUCAUUGAUUUAAUUGUCUUUCUUAAACGACUGCAGCAGCAGUUGAUCCCAGAAUAAAAAAGAAUUUGUUGAUGUAGCCAACAUAUAUCUUUAUUUUUCUUAUAUUUACUGUACAGUGUAUUUUGAUCAAAGUUAUUUUUUAUGAAUUAUCUAGUUGAAUGUAAGAAUUUAUCUGUCAAUCACAGCAAGCAUUUUAAGUAACACAAUAUGUUCAACACAUUUUUCUAAAUAGAAAUAUAUAUAAGUGCUUUAGUUGAAGUAGAGAUAGACUUCUACAUAGAAUGCAGACACAGUAUGACUACACAGCCAAACUGAAUGUAUUGAUUGUAAGCCUACUUACAUUGAAAGGCAUGCACUAAGGAGUUACUUAAAUGUUGCUGCCUUUUGUCUUUCUUUUUCUGAAUUAUAAAAGCCAACAGCACUUACACACAUACAUGCUCCUCUUCCCAAAACAUUUGAUUUAUUCUUUUUGUACAUCACUAUUUAUCAGGCCAGCUCUCCAUGCCACGCAAGACACUAAACAGAAAAAACAUCCCUCUCCGAGCGGGUUUGUCCAUCCAUUCAUUGCUGCAAUCUCCUUAAAUGCCUUAAAAUGCAAACACUAUCGAAGCUCUAACAAACCCAUCUGUUACCCAGCGCAUUCCUAUACCUGGAUACCCAUAGUUUAGCCUCAAUAGAAAUCCAAAGCUGGUAAACUUAUUUAUAAUGUAGUACAUGUUAGGUUAAAAAAUAAGGCUGGUGUUCUACAUUUUCCUAAUUGUCAUCAAAUUCCAAUGAUGUGUUACCGUAUAUUACUGCAUCUUUUAAUACACUACUGUUACUUAAACAUAAAUAAGCAGUGCAUUUGAUGGUGACUAUUUUCAGUGGUGUACUAAUUCAGAUUUCAUAAUCUAGUUAGUAUUUCUGGCAGCAAGACUGUGUGUGGUAUUUAGUCAUUAAAAAAAGAGUUAACAGUUCAAGUUAAUGAAAAAAGAUGUCCCUUGGGACCAGAGUGUGUGGCUCACUGAUGAGUUUUAAAUUAGUUUUUGAAAAAAAGAAGUUUUUCUAAUCUAAACAAGCAUUCACAAGCGUUUUACAUUAGGGUCACUUUUACCCAUCACUUUUCACUUUUCAACCCAAUUUUAAUUGAUCACACCAUAAUCUCAAGGCACAUUUCAAAGAGAGGUUGAGCCCUUACAAUAUUUAUAGUAGACUGGAGGAGCCAGAUAUAAAGGGCAACGGAUGACGAUGUACAACUCAAUCUACCUCAUGAGCCACAGCCGCCCCCAGAGGGACAUAUCAUACUUUAAACAGACACACAAUACUUGUUAGUAGGAUCACUUUAUCAUUGGUUUGUGCUUGCACUUGGGAUUGGUUGACAAUAAUAAAGAUACAGCAUGACACUAGCCUUAUCCUUUAACCUCCAUGUGAAUGAAAACCAAUACUUUAUCUUCCUUAGAGCCCAGUAAACAUUAUUUUGACCUCUGCACACCUCCACCGUACAAUGUGCAUUAACUCAACACAACAGCCCUGCAAUAACUUCCACCUUUAUGAAUCUUGACCAGAGAAGAUUGUAUCUCUGCAGUCGUUUUGUUCUAAUGCUGCCGUGGUAUUGGACUCAAUUAUGUUGAGAAUUGUUCUAAUAUUAUUCUUCCCCGUGUAUAUAAAUUACACAAAAUAUUGAAUGUGCAUUUCAGUGUAAUCCUUUGAACUUGAUCUUUAUAAACAGAACACAUAUAUGUACACAGCCACACAGCCAUAACAUGGUAAAUCCAUGUACCAGCAAGAUAUGUAUGAUCUGAUUCCAGACACCUGAGUCAUCGUCUGUAUCUCAGAUUCUUUCAGUGAUUCAUGAGGGUCUGGUGCCGUGAUUUGUCAGACAAACAAUCAGAGCUACAUAGCUGGGUUUAGUAAUGGGAAGGUCAUCCUCCUGCAUUGCUAUCUACCAAACUGAAUGUCAGAAGAAAACAAAAAUAAAAAUGAGGUAGAUGGCUAAACAGGUUGUUGUAAAUUGUCAGAAACAAAUUACUUAUAAAUUAUGUUGGAUAUAUUGUCACUAACUUUUGAAUGGUUAAAGCAGAACUCAAAACAACCAGUUGUCUCUCUUUUCUGACACAUUUUGCGUAUUUAUUGGUUGUAAAUGUUAUGUGUUUUAUAAUUUUUUUUUAUUAUACAAUUAAUAUCAAUCAGAUCACAAAAUGUCCUUCAGGAGGGCUUUAGGAUGGUCUAUGAUCUGAUUUGGCAAUAAGUUUUUGGCUCUUUUUUGUAAUUUGAAAACUGGGUUUUUAUGCAUUUCUCUGUAUUUCUACACAGUUCGUGUGGCAAGGAACAAUACUUUGUUGUAAUGUAACUGAUUUUAAUUUAUAUAUAUGUAUAUUAUAGUAUAAUGUAUAACAACAACUAAAAACUAAGUUUCUCUUUGAA
Molecule: messenger RNA, 5960 nt
Organism: Hippoglossus stenolepis (Pacific halibut)
Lineage: Eukaryota; Metazoa; Chordata; Actinopteri; Pleuronectiformes; Pleuronectidae
Gene: minar1
Product: membrane integral NOTCH2 associated receptor 1
Exons: 5
Coding region: 488-3280 (930 amino acids)
Biological process (GO): negative regulation of cell population proliferation; negative regulation of TOR signaling
Cellular component (GO): plasma membrane
Source: RefSeq, a predicted model, not a curated record